Tuber aestivum (summer truffle) is the source of this 1876-nucleotide messenger RNA. NCBI's taxonomy places the organism in Eukaryota, Fungi, Ascomycota, Pezizomycetes, Pezizales, Tuberaceae. The record is from the annotation of a GenBank genome assembly.
CCCUGAUGCCGACCGGCAAAAUUCAAAGCCUCUGCAUAAAAUGCUAUAGAGCCUCCUGAGUCUAGCGAUUGCUCCUAUUAUCACAGCUCACCAUCGCAACCACAGCCCCCCCACAGCGCAAUCACCACAAUCAUUACAAUCACUGCAAUCACAACCACCGGGAGCAGAAGGGGAAGAUGGUCGAUCUGACCGCGGCAAUAGCCCUAGUGGUAGCAUCGAUAGCCCUCCUAGUCACAGGACUUCAACUCACCCAACAACUUCUAGCAACAAGCUACACCAUCCGCAAAUGCGACCGGAUAAUCAGCGGGAACCUCACGAGGGGUGGUAAGCGUCACUGGCACUGGCGACAAUUCCGGUUCACUGUCGACUACGAGGGUCUAACGUUCUGCUUUCCUCAGGAUCUGUACACAUCUUUGGGCCUCAGUCCCUCCGUGUCCGUGCCCCCGGAUACCAAAACGACCGCGGGGCUCUGGGACCGGGCGAUGGAGCUGCGUGACAAGAAGAAGAAGGGUGGCCAGGGAUGCUGGGUUUCAUUUGUGCUGGAUAUGGCGCCGUACCUACUUCCUGAGAAUCUCGGGAGGAAGGUGGAGAGUGGGGAUAGAGUCCCGGAAGACCUCACUGUUGCGCCCGUGCAGGUUGACGUUAUCACGGUUGUGCUGCUGUGUAUUGCGGCGGGUAUGAAGUUCUCCAGGUAUUCGCCUGCGACUGGUGAAAUAAGCAUGAGUGGAAGAGUUGGGGCUAUUACUAGUGCUGCGCAUCCUACCUUGGGGGGUUUGUUGCAUUACACCCCUGCCGCUCGAGCACAACAGGACCCGAGUCCAAACGAGACGAAGAUGCGCUUACGAGCAGUGAACCACGUGAAGGGGGUAUGGGCAAAUACUAUAUUCGGAAGGUUUAAUGAUCGGGGAAUUGGUCGUGGGUACCUUGAAUUCUCCAAGCUCCAAGGGAUGAAGAAGGAGAUUUUAGCACCGGUAGACCAUGAGUCGCUGGAGCGUAGCGAUGAAGCCGCAAGGUUUAUGGUAUUAGCCGCAGGGUUUAUGGCAUUAGCCACAGUGGACGUCUACCUUGUUGUUCCACCGACAUGCAUUCAUGCCGAAUGUGCGCACUUUGCGGAGGUUAUUGUCAAAGCCCAUCUCAAAGAAAUCGAAGGCAUAGAGCCAGUAGUUCACCCACCAGAUUUCAUUCACGCUAGAGCAACCCUCAUCGAGAUUCACGGUGCCUCAUCACCACACAUUACUUGGGAUCAACUCCACCCCCUUCACCUCACCAAUCCAAUCCCAGAAAUCUUGGCCGCUCCUGUUGAACGCCUCCAACCCCUUAACCUUACAAACCAGGACCUACUCUCCUGCAAACCCAACGAAUCCGGUAGAGAUGAGACCACAGACCCCAGUACAUUCAUUACUCCCACCGCUGCUUGGGAACUAAUUAUGAAUGCCGAUGCAGCUUCUCAUGCUCUAGAGAAAGAAGCCCCCGGGAUCCGCAACUACUCGGAUAGUGUCGUGGUAAAAUCAAUCGCCGCACUCAAAAAAGUGGGUGCCCCGUCGUGGGGCCGCGCCGGUACCGUUGUCGCCGAAUGGCCGCAAACCGUAGCAGAGGCUUGCAGGGCCACCUCAAAGAGCAAAGGCUUCCAGCCUGAUCAAGAGAGAUUGAUUUUCGCGCAUGCAAAAUUGUCGAUUUUAAGGGCGAGCUAUGUUACUGUUAUGCUAAGGGCGGCGGGGAGCGUGGGACCCGUGUUGAAGGAAAAUAGUGACCCAGUUACUGGACUGGCAUAUAUGGCGUAAUUGGAUUUUUGGGAGUUGUGUGGAAUAAUUCGAAUAAGCAUCUUUUGAAACGAGUAUGAUAAUUAUGACAAUAGACAUUAUGAUAUUAGCCCCCG